Messenger RNA from Periophthalmus magnuspinnatus, 3396 nucleotides. RefSeq lists its product as uncharacterized. The record is from RefSeq and is a predicted model, not a curated record. The coding region runs from base 155 to 1408 and encodes 417 amino acids. NCBI's taxonomy places the organism in Eukaryota, Metazoa, Chordata, Actinopteri, Gobiiformes, Gobiidae. The transcript is spliced from 7 exons.
AGGCUGAUACACAACAUUGCAGCUCUGGCUAGUUCCUCCUUAUCUCCAGUGAGCUUGGACUGCAGCAGAGAGGAUGCCUUUGCUACUAGAAAACAAAAGUUAUCAAGACUAAAAAAGUAGACAUCAACAUCUGUCCUUCAAACCCCAAAGCAUCAUGGGACAGCUGUUUUCCUCAGAAGAAGAGCGCUCUCGUGCCCGGGAUGCGAUUGGUGCGGUCCUGUUUGAUGCCAUGUUGGACGCCGGUGCCGUCCCAAACCUCAGAGUGGUUCACCCUCUGCUGCUGUCCAACGACGACACAGGCGCACGACCGGGACCCUCCAUCCAGGAACAAAUGCAGCAGUUGCAGAGAGACAUUGGAAGCAGAGCGCCUACCUAUCUGAGGGAUCUGAUUGGUCGACUGUCGGCGUUCACGGAUGAGCCCAGACUGGCGGGUUUGGUGGGGUCAGUGGUGUCGAUGGUUAUAGACAUGGCCUAUGCAUCGUCCAAACCGCCAUCAGGGAAGAACGCCGGCUCCUCCUCUCGACAGAGAGUUUCCGAGCUGCAGGAGUUGAUGGAGGAGUACCUGAAGCGCUGUAGGAUUAACCUGAACGACAAAAAUAAAUUAAUGCAGGACACAUCCAGACUGGAGACGCAACUCAGUCUGAAUCUCACGCAGCUGAAAACAUGUUUGCUCAGAGGAGACUGCGACUCCAGGUCUCUCAGGCAGUGGGCCAGUGGAGCGGCCUUUCACACCCAAAUGUUGGUGCAUCUGGCUGGACUCGAGGGUCAGAUGGAGGCUCUGGCUGCAAGAGGUGCCCUGCUGCAGUACAGAGAAGACCUGGAGCAGAUUAUUCCCGUCUAUAGGAAGUAUAAAGCCGGUACAGUCAGUGCGCUGAAAUGCCGAGGCAGCCUGUCAGCGUCGCAUGGAGAGUCCGGUGAUGUUCUCGAGGAAGGAGCCAUGACGGGUCUGACCGUAACUGACCGAGAAACCGGGGCGAGCGUGACUAUACCGCUGUGUGAGCUGCAGACGCAAACAGAGAGAAGACUGGAGGCUGGUUUGAGCGACGGCGCGUCCGACACGUCCGACACGUCCCUUAACCUUGACUUAAUCUCCUGCGAUGACUACGCCCAAGCUUAUCUGCAGCGCUUCUUCUCCGACCAGGGACCCGUGGGGAAAAUUGAGACGUAUUUCCGCAAUGCGAGCGACAGUCUGAGCACGCUUACGACUAAACCGAAAAAGACGAAAAGACCCGAGGAGAGCGCUGCGUUAGAGAACAAAGUGCAUGUUACAGACAGUGCAGAGUCAGCGGGAGGUCAAACGGGGGCGCUAGAGGUCAAAGGUGAAGGGAUAGGCUGUACGCAGAGAACGCAAAACUUUGAAAAUGAAAGUCUGAAGCUCAGUAUAGUAGAGAUGCAAUCGCAAAUUUAGCGUUAGCCGAGGUGAGAGAAGUCAAAGUUUAUACUCAAAUAACAUUACCGUAUUUUCAGGUCUAUACGUCGCUCUGGAGUAUAAGUCGCACCAGCCAAAAGUGCAUAAUAAUGAAGAAAAAAACACAUAUAAGUCGCUAACACAUUUAUAUUUAUUCAGCUACAUGAAGCACAGACAGAACUGAACACGUGUCUGGUUUGUUAACAUAAGAUAUUAACAGUUAAUCAGAUAAAUAAAGCAGAAAAAACAAGCAACAACUUUACUCUCGAUCUCAAAUCUCCAAAUUAAUAAAUCCGCUGAGUUCUUCAUCGUCGGUGUCACUUCUGAACAAAUCCAGCAACUCCAGAAGUCGCUGUCAUCAGACUCAGCAGAAUAUGAUUUUCUUUUAGGGGCAUUUUUGUUCAGUUUUUCUCAGAUGUCUUUUAAAUUACCGUAAUGUUGAAAUUUUACCUUUUCAGUGGUACAGGAGGAGUAGAUACUGGUACACGAGCUUGAAGUGUCCUCGUGCAGAUGUCAGCGUGACAAUAACGAAGACAUGACAUUAUAUAUUUUAAUAAUUUCACUUAUAAGUCGCACCUGAGUAUAAGUCGCAACCCCGGACAAACUAUGAAAAAACAGUACUUUAAAAUGUCUGUGUAAUCCCUCAGAGUCAUACUUUGCGUAAUCAUUCAGGCCCUUAAUAGUCGCUGUCACACCUAUUAGCAUACUGGCUACAGCUAUUAAUAUUAUUACUCAAGUAGAAGUCAAAAGUAGUGACCCAAAUCAUUACAGAGGAAGCGUAAAAAAGUAUUUGGAGAAAGUAUCAUUUGAGUAACAGUAACAGUCACUGAGGUAAAAUGUAUUAACAAUCAGAUUUAUGAUUUUUGAGUUGAUGUAGAUCGACAGACGAGACAUUAAAUCAUUCGUGGAUCACAGUUUUUCCCAAAGAACAGAGUAAACUAAACAUCCUCAGCUCAGUAUGACUCAACACGUAAAGGUACGACGUCAGAAAGCGACUCUCAAAAGCGUCACUUCUUCAAAAAGUUACUCGAGUAAAAUGUACAAUGCACCUCUGAGUCUUUGUCAACGAAAACCCAAACACGUACAAGACUGAUUUUUCAUUGAUAAAGAUAAACUGACAAAACUAAAAGGAGUAACAUCUGCAAAUGUGUCAGCCAUAAUUACAUUUUUUUUAUUUAAUAUUUAUCAUUUAUGGUGAAAAUAAAAAUAUAUAGGCCUAGACAAACGACUGAAAUAUUACACGAAGCCAAAUGAAGAAUAAUAUUUCACAUUUACUUGAUUUUUUGUGUUGAAUCUUUGUGUUUUUGUCUUAUAUCCAUAGUUUUAUUAGUCACAGACACUAGAAAUAGAGUUCAGCGUUGCUUUUUUUUGCAUCAGUAGGAAUUUUUGUGUUGGUUUUUGCACUUUAACUAGUAAUGUGCCUGUUUGUAAAGUAUAUAAAGUGUAUAAUAUAUAAGUAAGUAUAUUCAGGUAUCAUGAGACUUAUCUUGAUCCUAAAAACAGUGGUGGAUGAAGUACUCCAUGUUGUUACUGAAGUAAAAGUACAGCUACAGAGGUAAAAAGCUACUCAGGUAAAAGUGUCACAUGAAAAAAAACAACUUAAGUAAAAGUAAAAUAAACCACCAAGUCAUACGAAAAGUACUUUUUACUUUUCAAUCCUGUUCAAAAAUGUAGUGGAGUAGAAAGUACAGAUACUGCACUCAAAUGUAGUGAAGUAAAAGUAGAAAGUAUCCACUGGAAAAAGGACUAAAGUAAAGUACAGAUACCUAAUAAUCCUACUUAAGUACUGUACUUUACUACUUGUACUCUGUUACUUUCCACCACUGCCUAAAAUUAACAUAAAGUGCAGACUUUUGCAGGAAUUUAAGUCGUAUAUAAAUCUCUCUGUAUUUGUAGACGAUGCUUGAAAAACACUGUGCAAUUUACGUUUCCAUGGCAACCUGACAUAACGCCAUAAUUACACGUAAAUAAAACAUGAAAUUGACACG